AUGAUGUUUUUAGUGGAAGAGGAAGAGUCUGUUAAAGAAAUGCAAGAACCUGUCUUUGUCGAGAGAUUGAGCAAGUUGUUGAUGAUGAGUGUGAAUCAUAGGCUUAAUGUUGUUAAACUUAACGAGUUAAAGAGAAAUCUCGGGUUCCCUGAUGAUUAUUUGAUUAGGAUUUUGCCCAAAUACCCUGAUAUGUUUAGGCUUGUUAAUCAUAGUGGGAGAAGGAGUUCAAUGGAGAUUGAACUUUUAUCAUGGAACCCUGAUUUGGCAAUUUCUGCUGUUGAAGUUUCGGCUAGAAAACAGGGUUCUUCUACGCCUUCUUUUAGUUGUUCUUUGCCUUCCACUUGGGUUAAAUCAUGGGAAAGGUUUCAUGAAUUCAAUGCUACUCCUUAUAUUUCUCCUUAUGUGGAUUCGAGAGGUUUAUUGGAAGAUUCGAAGGAGAUGGAGAAAAGAAUAGUGGGUUUAGUGCACGAGUUGCUGUCAUUGACAUUAUGGAAGAAGAUGUCAAUUGUGAAACUGGGUCAUUUUCAACGGGAGUUUAAUUUAUCCGAGAAUCUGAAUAUUUUGCUUCUUAAGCAUCCAGGCAUAUUUUACGUGUCGAAUAAGUAUCAGAUUUAUACUGUUCUUCUUAGAGAAGGGUAUAAUGGAUCAGAAUUGAUUGAUAAGGAUCCAAUUGUUGUCGUGAAGGAUAAAUUUGGGGAAUUGAUGCAGGAAGGGCUCCAUGAAUAUAACCAGAGGCGCCAUGAACUGAAUAUAGAAAAGCAGAAGAAGAAAGGCAUUGUUUCUGAAAGGAAAGAGAAAAGGAAGGAUGUAAGCAAUGAAAUGACCGAACAUGAUGAUAGUGGUGAUAAGCUGGGUGGUUUGUUCGACCCUGAAGAAAGAAAACGGUUUUAUAAAGUCCUUUUUGAUGAUGAUGCACCGUGA
Molecule: messenger RNA, 921 nt
Organism: Dovyalis caffra
Lineage: Eukaryota; Viridiplantae; Streptophyta; Magnoliopsida; Malpighiales; Salicaceae
Source: the annotation of a GenBank genome assembly